AUUGAGCGCCCAAUUCGAGUCUUCGCAGCCGUUGGAAACGCAAGAGUUGGAAAAUCUACUAUGCUAAACCUUGUUACACACGUCUGGGAUGGAUGGAAUAAACAUCAAGAAGAUUUCGUUGACGCGAUUUUUAAAACCGGUGAUUCAUUCAAACCGGUUACGCGAAACGUCUGGGCACACACGAUUCAUCCACGAAGCGAAAGCGGAUCCAUUGUUCUACUGGACGUAGAAGGCUUUGAUUUAGGUGACGAUACGGUAACAAAGCAUCUUAGUAUGUUCACAGCAAUGAUAUCGUCUUGUUUAAACCUUUUUGUCGACAACUACCUGGGAAACAACGACAAAAACUUUCUUUAUGAAAUAUCCCGCUUGAGUGCCUUGGUGUUACCAAACAAAUCUGACCUUCGAAACUUCCCAAAGCUUCAUCUCGUAAUACGGAGCAUUCUGAAAUCUCCUGAUGACAUCGGAAGUUACGUUCGUGAUACACUUUUUAAGCCAGAUCAAAAACAUGAAGUUACCCAAGGGAUGGUAGAUAUCAUUGAAAGAUACUUUCCAAGGGACAGCAUUGUAGUUAGCCAAAUUCCAGUUGUAAACGAACCGAAGAUGUUGCGAGAUCUUGCAAAAUUAAGGGAAAGUUUACACUGGGACAGUUUCGAAGAGCUUAUCAAUAAAGUAGUUACGAAGUGUCCUCAAAAGAAAUUUACCACUGGAGGAAGCCCAAUUGACGGUCAAGCCCUUGUAAACCUCGCGGAAGAAGUAGUGAGAUCUAUGAACAAUGAAAACUCGUGGAAAGACUUUGGGGAUGUCUUUUUAAACCUUGAAAAGGAAAUAUGUAAAAGAAGUUACGACAAAUACAUAAAGCCAGUACUACAGCUUGAUUCGAGAAGUAUUAGAUUCAUGAUGAUUAGAGCAAGAGACAAAUUCAAAAAGGAAUGCUUGCUUACAAGUGAGGUAGAGAGUACCGACAGGGAAUUAACGAAGACACUCGAAGAAAAAAGUCAAGAAGAAGAAAAGAAAAGGAGAGAGGAGGACGCAGAGGAAAGGAGAAGAGAAAAGGAGGAGGAGGAGAAAAAGUGGUUUACUUACGAGAAUUUAAAAGUAGCGGGUGGUUUUGCAGUCGGAUUGCUUGGUAAGUACCUCUGGACCUUAAGCGAUCAAAAUCUUAAAAGUAACGUAACAGUUCUGCCUUCCUCCCCGUACAACGACAUUGGACUUACUGGAGUCUGCUGGAAAUGGAAUGACAUCGCACAACAGAAGUUCGAUCUCACAGGGGAGGCCUGCGGAGUGAUUGCACAGGAAGUUCAAAAGCUGUAUCCCAUUGCUGUUUUAGUGGGAGAAGAUGGCUUCCUGCAAGUGCGAUAUGGAAUUCUUCAUGAGAUUAUCAGUAACCACGUUAGAAACCAGAGCUGUUAGAUCAUACACGUUCAAAAGAAACCUAGUACAGCACAGAUACUUUUUAUAUGACAAAGUGACAUAAAGGAACUCAGUCAGACGUUCAAUACUGUUGACUUUGCAUGCGAAACGAUUAGUCCUGCUGAAUUUCAGCUCAUUGAAGUUGAGUCUGGUUUUGAGUUAGGAGGUUAGGACUGUAAACAUAAUUUUUUCGGCCGAUUACCGGUGGGUGUUUGAUUUGUUGUUUCCUUUUUUUACUAAACAGUGCUGAUGUACCAGCACCUUUAUGUGCCAAGCCAUGCAUGCGUUGUCAAUAAAUGUAUUCUAUCAAAAUAAUGCCUCAUCAUUAGUUUAACCAAAAUUACCGGAUAUCUUAAUUUUUUACAAAAUUAUUGUCUUUCACGAAAAGAGAAAAGAACGACAUUAACUUCCUUUUCCCUGAUUCUCUAAAGACAAUAGUAAUUUAUUUACUUAUUUAUUACACAAAACAAUACAAGUAAAUGUCAAAUUUACAGAAAUUAUUUUUAUUUUCUAUCACUGCAUAUUUUAUUUAAAAAAAGAAGAAAGAAGAGAAAAUAGUACUGAAAAUUUAGUGAUAAUAAUACUAAAACAAUAAAACAAAAACUACAGCAACAACAAGAAAACUUAUAAACACGUCGCAAAUGCAUACUAAAGGAAAUGUUGAAAGGUGAAGUGUCGUACUAUUAUCGUUUCCAAAAGCUAUUUCUUUCUGAAAGCUCAGCUUUUAACUAAGAAGUAUGAGACAACUGUCAAAAGAGAUCUCAGUUUUCCUCGUGUAGGCAUCUUCAGUAUAUUGAGAAUUUUGCAAUUGAUUAGAAGUGCGUAAUUUAGUGAAUAUCUCUGUGUUGUGUAUUAUUGAAAACCCCAUACAGAAUCACACUGUCUGAUAAUGUCAAGGUUUGCCCAGUUUUAUUGGUCUACCAAAUUUAAAAAUGUUCUCCGAAAGGCAACGACAGAGGAGCAGCUGAGCGCAAUAAUAUGUGAUCUAAAGAGUGUGUAGACAAUAGUAAUUGUGCUAGAACAAUCGUGAGAACUUCCUUUCCGUAAAUUGGGAAAAUCUGUAUCAUUUAGUUAAUCAACGACGAAUGAAUCAAAACAUUCACUCUGAUUCACUCCUCCUAUCCUCUCUUGAUCUUGCUUAAUGCCAAUUUUAAAGUAAGGAUAGGUUAACGAUGACAAAGAACUAAACUGCAAAAAACCGUGGAAGAAGAUCCCAAGGGUUGUCUAAGUUGGAUCUUACGAAAAGAUCUAAUCAUGAUAAAACUUCUAACAUUUGAUUACUUGUUUCUGUCACUACGACAUUCGCUAAAACCCGUCGGAGUAGAAUUACAGCUAAAAAUGUUUAAAGCUAAAAACGACCAGUCCAAAGUGGACUACUGCAAAGCUGAUAACAACGUGUAUUUUAAACUUCUAGGGGUCAUUGUUGAAAAGCACAGCGUUUUUUUUUAUAGGUGAAUCAUAAACGAAAUGUUACCAGUGAAUAAGAAAGGUUCCAGCGGGCUGAGUCAGUCAACAUUAUUCAAUUUAUAUAUAUGAUAUGUGAUGUGAUGAGUCUAUCACUAAUUCACUAAAGUGUGAAACAAAUUCCAUGUUUCUGAUGUUUUCCAGAUACUGUCGAAGACGUCGAACCUCACGUAAGCGACCACCCAAAAUGCAAAGAUUUAAUGGUCGCUUACUGGAGGUGGUCUCUUAGUUACGAGAACAAGGAGUAUUUUUCCAGUAGAGGUCCAGGUAAAUAUACUUUUUACAAGAUAAUUUAGUACAUGUAAUUUCUAAGUUACGAUGUAUGUUGUUCCGUUUGUCACUCAAACAGUGACUCAAAGUCCGUCAUAUCCUUUGACGGGUAAGCGAACGUACAUAGAUCGAGAGUAGACCAUGAGGUAAGGGGUCGCGGCCAAACAAGGCUCGCUCCGCUCGCCAAGAGGUCGACUUGUAGCAAGCUUGAAAACAAUGGAAAAUUAUAAAAAUGUAUCCCCCAAAAGUGUUCGCGGUCACUUUCAAGAGGUGCUCGUUUACGAGAGAUUUCAACUAUAAGGCUUUGACUGAAAAGUUUUUGGUAGUUUGGAUCGAUGGUCGCUCGGAGAGGUGGAUUCGGCCGUAGGCCAUAUUUCCCAUGAUUCACUGAAUAUUUCCUCUCUUUCUGGGAAAACUGCCGUUGUCUUCCGGUUUUCCCAAGUAUAGGAAGUACAAUUUCCCCGCCAUCCAAGGUCGCAUUCUCAUGCAGCUUGUAAAUUACAUACAGUACAUCAAAAGACGAUGAACAUGCUUCUUCUAGUCGUUCUGGGGACAAUUUUUGCAGCAACUUUUACCUCAGCUGUUCACGAUGCGAAGGUGUUUCUCAAGGUGACAGACAACAACACCUACGAGCUCGUCGAAGAUGUUUUGAAAGAAAUGUCAAAUCUCAAGCGCCCGAUUCGAGUCUUAGCCGCCGUUGGUGAUGCAAGGGUUGGAAAAUCUACCACGUUAAACCUCAUUAGUCACGUCUUAGGUGGAAGGAAGAAAGAAGGAAAUUCUGUUGAAGAGAUUUUUAAAACAGGUGAUUCAGCCGAACAAGUAACGCGAAAUGUAUGGGCACACACGAUUCAUCCACGGGGCAAAAACGUUGGAGGCAUUGUUCUUCUGGACGUAGAGGGUUUUGAUUUAGGCGACGAUGAAGUUACAAAGCAUCUUAGUAUGUUUACAGCAAUGAUGUCGUCUUGUUUGACCCUGUUUGCCAAUGAUUAUUUGGGAAACAACGACAGAAACUUUCUUUAUUACAUAUCCCGCUUAAGUGACUUGGUAUUCCGAAACCGCAAAGCUGACCUGGGAAAUUUUCCGGAGCUUCAUAUUGUCAUACGAGGCAAUCUGAAAUAUCCCGAAGAUAUCGAAAGUUAUAUUCGUAAUAAAUUCUUUCAGCCAAACCAUGACAAGAGUAUCUAAGGUAUGGUAGAUACUAUUGAAAGAUACUUUAAAAGGGAUAGCAUUACAGUUAGCCAAAUUCCAGAUAUCAACGAACCUGAGAUGUUGCAAGACACUGCCAAAUUACGCAACAUUUCCGCUUUUUGGAACAGUUUCGAAAAAUUAAUGGCAAAAUUGGAGAAGUGUCCCGAGAAGAAAUUUGCCAUUGGAGGAAGCCCGAUGGACGGUCAAGCCGUAGUGCAACUUGCUAAAGACGUCGUGAAAGCUAUGAACGAAAAUUCGUGGGCAGAAUUCGGAGAUGUUUAUUUAAAUAAUGAAAAGGGCAUCUGUAGAAGAAGCUACGAAAAACACUUGAGACCAGUUUUACAAUUAGAUUCGACGGGAAUUGGAGAUUGGAUGAUGGAAGCAAUAGAAAAAUUCAAAACUGAUUGCAAGCUUGAAAGUGAGAUAGAGAGUGCCAAGGAGGAAUUAAGGAAGACCCUCAAUGAAAAAAGAAAACAAGAAGAAGAGAGAAGGAAACAGGAGGAAGUAGAAGAAAGAAGAAGAAAAGAAGAGGAAGAGAGAAGAAAAGAAAAGGAAGAGCGAGAAAAAAAGAAAAGUUGGGACUCUUAUGGCUGGUAUGCAGCCGGCUUGUUAGCCACGUACAUAGCCUACCUGAGCGAUGAAAAUCUAAAAAGUAAUGUGACGGUUCUUCCUUACUCCAUUUACAACGACAUUGGACUGACUGGAGUCUGCUGGAAAUGGAACGACAACGCACAACAGAAGUUCGGUCUCACAGGGGAGGCCUGCGGAGUGAUUGCACAAGAAGUCCAAAAGCUGUAUCCCAAGGCUGUUUUAGUGGGAGAAGAUGGCUUCCUGCAAGUGCGAUAUGGAAUACUUCAAAAGAUGAUUAACCACGUUAGAGACAAGCGCUGUUAG
Porites evermanni is the source of this 5226-nucleotide messenger RNA. NCBI's taxonomy places the organism in Eukaryota, Metazoa, Cnidaria, Anthozoa, Scleractinia, Poritidae. The record is from the annotation of a GenBank genome assembly.